UCGACACAACUUUCCAUGAAAUUUCAGUUGCAAUUCCAAAUUUGACGCAGAAGGAUCACAAUAUGGCAGUGAAAGUUUUUUAUUUCAUGAUUGUGGUGGUUGUUUUGUCUGAAGUCAUUGCUGACUACAGCAAAGUUCAAAUAAAGCAGCUCUUCUCAAAGGUCAGAUCAUGCGUUUCUCCCGAUUCCGAUGUGAUUGAGCGAGUCAUGUACAAUCGGAAUGUGGUCAAAGACGAGGAAACCCUGCGUUACUUUGAGUGUGCCGGCGAAAAGAUGGGAUGGCUCAACGCCGAGCGUCAGUUUCAGCCGCAGUUGUUUAGGGAUUUCUUCGUGCAAAAUUUCGAUCGAGCUGCGAUCGGGAGCACUGUUAAUGCGUGUUCGGGCAGUCUCCCGGGGGAAUCGCUCGGGGAGCAGCUGUUCAACUUUCAUCAGUGCUUUUUCUCAAAGUUUGAAAUCAAGCGAAAUUAAAAAUAAUCGAUAAUAUUAAGAAGAAACCAAAUGAGAUUUAACAAAUAAAAUUGCAGCAAAUAGUCAUGGCAAAUGGU
This is a messenger RNA of Culex pipiens pallens (northern house mosquito), 544 nucleotides long. RefSeq lists its product as uncharacterized. NCBI's taxonomy places the organism in Eukaryota, Metazoa, Arthropoda, Insecta, Diptera, Culicidae. The coding region runs from base 63 to 467 and encodes 134 amino acids. Gene Ontology annotation, molecular function: odorant binding. The transcript is spliced from 3 exons. The record is from RefSeq and is a predicted model, not a curated record.